Molecule: messenger RNA, 546 nt
Organism: Protomyces lactucae-debilis
Lineage: Eukaryota; Fungi; Ascomycota; Taphrinomycetes; Taphrinales; Protomycetaceae
Exons: 2
Coding region: 1-546 (181 amino acids)
Source: RefSeq, a predicted model, not a curated record
AUGGAACAGAGCUGGAUCGACGUACAAAGACAGCAGAAGCAGCGGAAGGCACAAGCGACCACAAGCGGCACAACAAUACAGGAAGAUACAACAGCUGCACAGGAUGAACCCGCUGAACUCGAGUCGGCGCCUUCAACACCGUCAUCGACCGCGUCACUGGGUAGUCCGCCGCCCGUGCUCAGUGUCUCUGGCAGUACGGAUGAGAACCUCAAAACAUCGUUCAACACACUGCUACAAUCGGGCUCUCAUGAAGGCGCUAGCCAAGCAAGUGAUCCUGCAGCAUCACGCAGAAGGCGUGGCAAGCGUACGGGAACAGGUCAAAGGCAUCUACGCGACAACGCGGCAGAAGCGCCUGCGACCAUGGUGUCAGACUCUGAGGGACAACGGCCACCUCAGGACAAAUCGGGUCGAUGCGACGCUACUGAAGCAAGAGAGCAGCCGUCGUGGCUAUCACGCUACAUGGGCAAAUUGACAUGCUUCUCACUAGGACUCGUAUCGGGCUUGUUGCUCAGCAGUCUUGUCAGGCGUCUGAUGGUUAUGCGCUGA